AACUAUCUUCUUCUCAACACACUCCACUCCAUCUCUAGUUUCUGUCUACCGCCUUCUGUUUCCCAAAAUGGCUUUUUCUUCUUCAAUGGUGAUUAAUGUCACAUUCCUCAUGUUUGUGCUCUUAAUGGGUACCUCCUCUGCUCAGCUUUCCACUAAUUUCUACUUCAAAACUUGUCCCAAAUUACUAAGUACUGUGAAAUCAGUGGUCAAUUCUGCUGUGUCGAAGGAAAAGCGAAUGGGUGCUUCUCUCCUUCGCCUCCAUUUCCAUGACUGCUUCGUCAAUGGUUGUGAUGGAUCAAUACUCUUAGAUGAUACUUCAUCUUUUAAAGGGGAGAAGACUGCACGUCCUAAUAAUGGAUCUGUAAGGGGAUACAAUGUAAUAGAUGAUAUCAAGUCUAAGGUGGAAAAAAUUUGCCCUGGUAUAGUCUCGUGUGCUGAUAUUGUUGCUAUCGCAGCUCGUGACUCCACUGUUUAUCUUGGAGGGCCUAGUUGGGAUGUCAAACUUGGACGCAGAGAUUCUAAAACUGCUAGUUUAGCCAAGGCAAAUAGUGGUGUAAUCCCACCUCCUACUUCUACCCUUAGUAACCUUAUCAAAAGAUUCAAAGCUAGAGGCCUCUCUGCCAAAGAUAUGGUUACUCUAUCUGGAUCACAUACAAUAGGGCAAGCAAGGUGUACAAGCUUCAGAAAUCGCAUAUAUAACGAGACUAAUAUUGAUAGCUCCUUUGCAAAGACAAGGCGACGGAGUUGCCCACGUGCUACCGGCUCAGGAGACAACAAUUUGGCACCUCUAGACCUUCAAACUCCCACUUUUUUUGACAACAAGUAUUACAAGAACUUGAUCAACCAAAAGGGCCUCCUCCACUCUGAUCAAAUAUUGCACAAUGGUGGAUCAACUGACUCCCUCGUCGAAAAAUACAGCACAAAUGCCAAAACCUUCUACUUUGAUUUUGCUGCAGCAAUGAUUAAGAUGGGAGAUAUUAGUCCCCUCACUGGUUCCAAAGGCGAGAUAAGGAAGAAUUGCAGGAAGCCUAAUUAAUUAAUGAGCAUUACUAUUCCCAACAAUCUCAAAAGUUAGAUUAACUUUUUAGACUUAAUGAUGUGCCAAGAAGAUGAUUAACACAUCAUUGGUCUAUAAAAUGGGUCUAAAAAUUAGAUGUGUGUAUCAUUAUCAUUUUUAUUAAUUAAUUAAGAGAUUUAAGUUAAGAUUCUUGUAUUAAUUUGAAAAAAUAAUUCCGAAGGCUUCUGUUUUUUGA
Molecule: messenger RNA, 1253 nt
Organism: Camellia sinensis
Lineage: Eukaryota; Viridiplantae; Streptophyta; Magnoliopsida; Ericales; Theaceae
Product: peroxidase 4
Biological process (GO): response to oxidative stress; hydrogen peroxide catabolic process
Molecular function (GO): peroxidase activity; heme binding
Source: RefSeq, a predicted model, not a curated record